This is a messenger RNA of Hibiscus syriacus, 1205 nucleotides long. RefSeq names its product glucuronoxylan 4-O-methyltransferase 1-like. Gene Ontology annotation, biological process: xylan biosynthetic process. The record is from RefSeq and is a predicted model, not a curated record. The transcript has a single exon. Bases 114 to 1004 code for a protein of 296 amino acids. Lineage: Eukaryota; Viridiplantae; Streptophyta; Magnoliopsida; Malvales; Malvaceae.
UCAUACCCUGUAGUACCACCAUUUUUGUUUAAAAUAUCAGAAAGGGACAAAGGGCCAAACCAGUUCUUGAGUUUCUCGUAAUAUUUGUUUGUUUCAAACAUUUCAGACAAAACAUGAGGCCUAAGACCAGUCAAGCCCUCAAUUUUAAGGUCCUCCUUUUGGGGGUUUUCUUUGCUUUUCUCCUCCUUUUUGUGUUGAGAUCGAGUUUAUCGUCGUCUUCCAAAGAAAACACAUUGUCUAGGAGCACGUUACGAACUCCUGCACCAGCUAGAACAUCUAGUGCUGUCAAACAAAGCAAAAGCACAGCUGAUUGCUCGCCGUUGUGUGACAAGAUAUCGCGUACUCUCGCCCAAGCUCUCAUCCACUACGCGACUUCAAGUAUCACUCCACAGCAAACGUGGAAAGAGAUCUCGGUCACGGCGAAAAUCCUAGAGAAAAAGUCACCGUGCAACUUCCUAAUAUUCGGCCUAGGCCACGACAGCCUUAUGUGGAGUUCGCUCAACUACGGCGGACGGACGGUUUUCCUCGAAGAAGACGAGGCUUGGAUCGAGCAAAUCCGACGUCGGUUUCCCAUACUAGAAUCCUACCAUGUCACAUAUGACAGCAAGGUGAACCAAGCCGAUAAUCUCAUGGACGUAGGUAGAGGACCCGAAUGCACGGCGAUCGUCGACCCUAAAUACUCAAUGUGCCAACUUGCAUUGAAAGGUUUGCCGAGUGUGGUUCACGAGAUGAAAUGGGACUUGAUAAUGGUAGACGCCCCGACCGGGUACCACGAGGACGCCCCGGGGAGGAUGAACGCCAUAUACACCGCGGGUAUGAUGGCGAGGAAUAAAGAUAAAGGUGAGACUGACGUGUUUGUCCACGAUGUGAACAGAGCCGUCGAAGACAAAUUCUCCAUGGCAUUUCUGUGUGAAGGGUACAUGAAAAAGCAAGAAGGGAGGCUUAGACACUUCAGAAUCCCUAGCCAUAAGGAAAGCUUGGAGAGGCCGUUCUGCCCUGAGUGAUGAUCAUACAAAUUCUGUCAUAUUGCUAAUUGAUGUUAUCUCGUGGGGAAUUAUCCCUUUUUUGUUUGAAUCUAUAUAUUAAUUUCAAAGGAAAAUAGGAAAGCAUAGCACUAUUGCAGUGCAAAUUGCCAUGCAUGCAUGCAUGCUUUCUGAUCUUCAUUUCUUUGAUCUGAGAUAUCAGAACUGCAGAAAUUAUAAUAA